AAUCUCCUUCUUCUGAUUUGAUGGGGGGCCACUGGCGAUGGUUGCUAGCCUGCGGGUAUUUUAUUUUCUUUGCGGCGAGAGGUCUGGCCAGCCCGCUCGAUAGCCUGGAACGAGAGCAUUGGGUCAGCCUUGACUCAACAGCCACCGAUCAGACAACGGAUGUUGCCACGGGUACCGGGGGCAUGGUGUACAUCAGCGGCUACCGGCAGCGAGCGCCCGUGGGCGCGGACGGGUCGCAGCCGAGCGUCCAAGCCCUCCUCAUGGCGUACAACUCCUCGGGGGUUCGCCAGUGGGUCGCCGAGUAUGGAUCAAGCGGAGAAGACCUAGGCAAUUCGGUCGCUGCAGACUCCACCGGCGUAUAUCUCGCCGGGACAGAGUCCGUCCCAAGGAGCUCAAGCAACGGCAGCAGCAGCAGCGGCACCACCACCACCGACGACGACGACACCGACGCCUUCGUCGUCAAGUACAACUCCACGGGAGGCGUGCUGUGGAAGACCUCUUGGGGAAGCUCAGAGCCCGACCUGGGGAACGGGCUGGCGGUAGACGGGGGCUCCGGGCUCGUCUACAUCGUGGGCACCACCCGGGGCUCGAUGUACACAGAUGCGACGUUGAGCUCCGAAGCCACCACGGCGGAGGGAGACGACGCCUCCCCCGCCGCCGCCGGAGCGAACGCGGGGAUGUCGGACGUGUUCUUGACGUGUCUGGACGCGGCGGACGGAGAGGUGCAGUGGACUCGGCAGUUCGGCAGCUCUGCCGUGGACGUCGGGAACAGGGUUGCGGUCGGGCCCAGGGGAGGCGUUUUCCUCGUCGGGCAGCUGGGGGACGACGCGGACUCGUCUCUGGCGGGCCCGCGGGCGUUUUUGGCCAAGUACGACUACCUCGGCAACGCGCAGUUCACGGCGAGGCUCAACUCCACCUCUGCCCACUAUGGCGUCGACCUCGCGCCAUCUAUCGGGAGCGGGGGCGAAGGCGUGGUCUACAUGUCGGGUUACACGCUGGGCGACAGCCCCUCAGUGUUUCUGGCUCGGUUCGAGGGGUCGACGGGAGCGCAGACGUGGCUCAGCCACUUUGGCGAGGAAACAGGGAUGCCGCACCUGGCGCAGUCGGUGGCAGUGGUGGAGGGCAGCCAGUACGACUUCAGCCUGGGCGUGGGGAGCGCGGCGGAGGGCGCGGCGGCGGCGGCGGCACCUGGGCCGUCCGGGGACCCCGGGGGGCGGGACGAGGAGGUCGCGGUCGGCAACGAGGCUAGGAUCGUCGUGGUGGGGUACAACACGUCGGCGGCGGCGGCGGACUCGCACUCGAGCACCGGGUUCACGGCGGCGGCGGACACGAGCGGGAGCUGGGCUUGGUAUUCGGCGUCAGAGAAGGCGGCCCGGCAGACAGCGAUAGCCAUCGGCGCCGCCGACGGGGCAUCGUUGGGUAGCGGCGACGGUAGAGGCGGCGGCGGCGGCAGCGGCGGCGGCGGCAGCGGCGGCGGCGGCGGCAGCGGCGGCGGCGAGUCGUUUGCCUACAUCGUCGGCACGGUGGCGGCCAGCGAGGCCUCCCCGGGCAACUACCUCUUCCUCGACAUCCAGAGGGUGGUGCGGGAGAGGUCGCAGACCCCGGCCCCUACGGCGCAGCAGGCGAUGGCCGGGCAGGGGGCGGCGGCGGGCUCGGCGGCGGACCCGCCCGGCGGGGCGUCGAGCACCACCGGGCUGUCUCAGGGGUCGAGCCUCUGGCUGCUGAUCAUCGCCCCGAUCUUCGUGGUCCUAUCGUGCAUCCUGAUGGUGGGCUACGUGUCGAAGCAGUGCGCCAUCGCGUUCGGGACGAGGCCGCACCCGCCGCCGGAGUCGCUGGAGCCGGUCGAUUUCGAAGAAGACGGCGACGGCGGCGGCGGCGGCGGCAUUGGCGGCGGCGUGCGAACCACUCGCUCGUUCCAACGGGGGAAGAAGUCACCGCCGGUGGAGUGGAACGACCGCGCCUCCGGGUCUUCGAGCAAAAGUUCGGCGGGUCUGCGGCGGAGCGGUAGCAGUAGCAAGAAAGGGCGCGCGGCAGGAUGGCCGCGCUCGGUCGUGGCCGCUUUCCGAGACGGCGGCAGCCCGUACCGAAAGCUGCGGACGAGAGAACGGGAACCGGGGCGGGGCGGCGGCGGUGGAGGGCGAGGAAGGAGAGAGCCGUCGUCCCCGCUCUCUCCGGAGAACGCAGAGGUAGAGAUGCGGCAGGUGACUACUGCCUCGCAGCAGCGGCAUCGCGCGCCGUUUGACCACCCCAGAGAAGAAGAGGGCUUCCCCUGUGGCGGCGAAGAAAGCGUGGCCGCGUUUGAAGACCUCUCCCACAGCAAGAGCGGCGGUGCCACGGCGGGAGCCGGCGCCGCCGCCUCCGCCGGGUGGGAUGCCUUCGGAGAGGAAGAGAUUGCCGGGGGCGGGGGUGGAUACGGCGGGCGAUCACACAUUAGUAUGAGCAACCCUCGAGACGGCGACGAGCCUGCGGCGGAUCAGCCGUCGUUCCCCCUUCCCGCGCAAGUGUCGCAGCAGCUCUUGUAGGACAGAGACGGGUGUUUUUUGAAGUGUUUGGUGUUCGGGGUCGGGAGAAGGAGAGGAGGACGCGGACUUCCUUCUUAUCGCACUUUAUCGUGCGUGCACUUUAUCGUGCGUGCGCUUCCUUUCCGUUCGGGUAGGCUGUUUCGCGCCUGUGCAACAUACCGAGGUUUUGGUGCCUUUGGGGUGGUUUAAAGUGGUGCCUGCAUAUGGUAUGUAGGAUGAUUUUGGUUGGAAAAAUCUCAUGAAGGUAUUUUGUAUUAAUAUCUACGAGAGUCGGAUAGAAUAGUCCUGAUGUACCGAAAUACGAAUUAAAUUGUCUUUAAGGUGUUGCUUCAACUUGCCUAGCGAAGCCGAAGGUGUGUACAGAAUCACGAGCUCGGCCCGUGAUUUAGAGGGAUGGGCCUGUUGGAAGCUUUCGUUGUGUGCAAGAACUCAUAAAUUUGGUAAAUAUACUCGUUUUUUUUGGGGGGGGGGUACAAACCAGCGAGCAAACCCAGGUCCAUCGAAACCGCGACGCUGGUUCUUGGUUUCGAGUCGUGGGGUCCAUGUCGUUGUUGCUGGUAGCGCCGUUCGCAGCCCUUCAUGGGCAACUUACGAAGUUUAACGCCUCCUACGCUGCACCACCUGUGAUACGAAGGGCACAUGCAUGCCUCCCCUUUUUGAGCACCUCGCGUACACGGUGUACAGUCAUGGCUCCAGUAUCAGAAUGUGGUGUGACAAAUGCCCUCGACCUCUGGUAUCGGAGCCCCCUCUUGUUUAGUACCCUCGGAGCAACGACUGCAGUAAGUUAUUGACCGCCAGGUCUUGUUUUUGUCCCAGGAAAAACGUGGUAGACCCUUCGUGGUGAGAAGAACAUCUUUUUCCUGUGGGAUGCGCUGUUAGGAUAAGUCUGUAGAGUUGCGCCCACCAUGGUAGCUGCGUCCACCUACGG
This is a messenger RNA of Ectocarpus sp. CCAP 1310/34, 3450 nucleotides long. Lineage: Eukaryota; Phaeophyceae; Ectocarpales; Ectocarpaceae. The record is from the annotation of a GenBank genome assembly.